AUUCCGACUGCAUACCCUAAACUAAUACUAAAAUGGACGCCGCCUGGAAUCACUGAGACCUUAAAUGUCCCAGUAAAAGCGGGGAAGUUCAACAAUAUUUGCAAUUCCCUCUGACACUGGAAGACCACCACCAAUGGCGACAGAAUCCCAUGCCAUCGUCUUUGGGGCAGCUGGACUGCUCGGAUGGGCGACCUUGAACCAGCUGCUCUCUGGUUAUCCCUCAUCAAGGCCCUUCUCUCGCGUCACCGCGGUCCUUAAUCGGCCCGUCUCGGAGCCUGAUCUCUGUUUGCCUUCAGGGCCGAACCGACCUUCUUUUGAGCUGGUUUCGGGGAUCAAUUUGCUACAGGCAACCGGAGAUGAUCUUGUGAAGCAAGUGAAAGAAAAAGUCCCUUUCGUGGAAGGGAUAACCCAUGUCUUUUAUUUCGUCUUCGCGCCGUUCGACGAUGACCAUAUUCAAGAGUGUAACCAGAAUUGCGGUAUCAUGCAGCGACUGGCUGACGCGGUGAACAUCGUCGCCCCAAGGCUCCGAUCGUUUGUGUAUUCCGGCGGGUCAAGAGGCUACGGUAUUUACAACCCUGGUGGUGUCUUCCAGCCACCACUCGAAGAAUCCAUGGCCGAUACCUUACCAGAAGACUACGCCAAAACCGUCGCAUAUCCGUGGUUCCGAAAGAUCUUAACCGAAGCCAGCAAAGAUCGCAAUUGGACCUGGAGUGAGGUCUGUCCGGAUGCUGUGGUUGGGUUUUCUCCUAACGGCUCUGCGUACUCUCUUGCCCUUCACUGGGCACAAUACCUUUCGUUAUAUUCAUUUAAUCACAGAGGCUCCACCGACAAACAGAUAGAGGUUCCGUUCCCCGGAAGCGAAGCUGGUUAUCGGUCGCUGUAUACGCCUGUGUCGGGCGAAAUCCUCGGUCGCAUUGCAAUCCAUGCAGCGCUACAUCCGGAAUCAUGCGGUGGAAAGAUUAUCAAUAUGGUAGACAACGAUAUCCCCGUCAGUGCUAGCGACCUCUGGCCGGGCAUCGCGGCCUGGUUCGGGCUAAAAGGGGUGGGACCAAGGGAAGACAACGCUCUUAAACCAAGUGAAUAUAUUGGCAGAUACCGCCAUCUGUUUGCUCAGAAUGGGGUUCCAAAAGGACUAACCUGCGGUGUUGGCAACGGGAGCAAGCAAUUGGAUUCUGUUGGGUGGUGGCUUUCUUUUGACCGACAAUUCAGUCCCAAGAGGUUGAGAUCGGUGGGAUUUACUGAGCAGCGGGAUCCGGUUGAAGGCUGGUUGGAAGCAUUUGAGAGGUUGAGAGAGGCGGGAAUUAUUUUUUGAACUUUCUGUGUCUAGUAAUUCUAGUAUAUGUACAGGUGUUGGCGAACUUUGUCUGGAAUAUCAUCAUGAGAUUUCGUGAUCCCACCUUGCCUUGGUGCUAAGAAAAUUUGGCAUCUUGAGCUACUGAACUCCUUGUCGGUUACUUGACUUGGGGUUAAAUAAUAAGGUCCAGGACCAACCAGCUCCAGGACCAGACGUGCGCCUCAGGAGAUAAACCAAUUAUAAGCCCACAAAUGCCCAAAUCCCUGGGGAAUGAGUCAAAAAGGUGUGCACUCAUUGUGAAUCACCGUUAAUCAUGGCAUUCUUCGCAAUUCGUUCCCACAUGUCCAAAUCCACAUGUUUGGCCUGUGUCUCCUUCAGUUCUCCAAGAUAUCUUCUGUUAAGGAAAUCUUUCUAGCGCUUGAGUUCUUCGAUGGCCUUACUCAGUUCUCCGUGAAGCGACCUGAUGGCCGGAAUCUGUACAUUUCAAGCAGUAUUCAGUGGGUUACUUUUUUACACAUGUCAUCUUUAGUGUCUAUUUUUCUAAGGUAGCUUUUGAGAGUCUUCAAAGAUUAACAACUGACCCAAGUUUUAGCAGAAAUAAGAUAUUCUACGAACACUUUAUCCAAAGUAAACUAAUAGAAAAAGAAGCCAAGUUACCCAAGUCUACCAGAUAUAGCUAGCUGUUAAU
Molecule: messenger RNA, 1982 nt
Organism: Aspergillus pseudotamarii
Lineage: Eukaryota; Fungi; Ascomycota; Eurotiomycetes; Eurotiales; Aspergillaceae
Exons: 3
Coding region: 134-1312 (392 amino acids)
Source: RefSeq, a predicted model, not a curated record